Molecule: messenger RNA, 531 nt
Organism: Opisthorchis viverrini
Lineage: Eukaryota; Metazoa; Platyhelminthes; Trematoda; Opisthorchiida; Opisthorchiidae
Exons: 5
Coding region: 1-531 (176 amino acids)
Source: RefSeq, a predicted model, not a curated record
AUGACAAAUUUGCACGAGCAGCCAAAAUGUGUAUUCGUUUUUAUUCAGAAUAUCACUGGUCUUCAGGUCACCAAUCCAACAUUUUCAACGCAGGUUCAAAUGUCUUGGAGGUCCAUCAUUGACAGCAGCCCUUCUGGUAUUUUGAAGUCAGACAGCAACCGUUCGAUUAAUGCCAGGACGUCAGCAUUGGCGACGCGACUAUCACAGUUGGAUUUCGAGAGUGACACGACGUCAUCUACGGCUCGGUUGAACCAAGUGUUAUGGGCUUUCGAGUGGGACAAACAAAAAUGUUUGCCUACAUUGAUGAAAUUUUGGGGUAAAGCUCGAGCGCUACCUCCGUUCGUGUUGCCGAACCAUAACGGAGAAUAUUUUCAGAGGCUACCCAAGUGCAUGGGAAGUGACAUCACACAGUCCAUUAAUGAGGUCUACAUUCAAAAUCUGCCGGGUAUGUCGCAGAUUCGCUAUGAUGUGCUCCCCAACAAACUCCAAAACGAGCUUCCUUCUGGAGUGAAUUUGAUGAUUAUCAGCUGA